Lactuca sativa (garden lettuce) is the source of this 1786-nucleotide messenger RNA. RefSeq names its product pfkB-like carbohydrate kinase family protein. Lineage: Eukaryota; Viridiplantae; Streptophyta; Magnoliopsida; Asterales; Asteraceae. The record is from RefSeq and is a predicted model, not a curated record.
AAGAAGUGGGGCAGGAAUAAAUCGAAGUUAACUUCACCCACCUUCUUUGCCGUUCAUCGAAAAAUAUAGCAAUUUCGAUCUACCUUGUUUAUCCCUUUCAUGUCUUUGCCUCACAAACAAACAAGUAAUACGUAUCAGUACUGUGCUUCCACCCUCAUCCUCCAUUAAUGCAUCAACGAACUUUCGACCUCAAUCGACACAGUCCCAUACCCAAUUAUGGGGUAUCUUACUCUCACCCAUUAUUAUACCAAAACCCUAGAAUAAGAAUUUCCGACUUCAAAACCAACUGCUACACUCACCAUAAUCAUGUCAUUAGAACUCAUGUCCCUGUUAAUUGCAUAAGUUAUGGACUUGAUGUGUCCGUUUCGAAGCAUCGCCGUCUUUCUUCCGUCAAUUUCUCCGGAAAGAAAGAAUUUGAUGUCGCCACCCUUGGAAACCUAUGUGUUGACGUUGUGCUUAAUGUUCCCAAUUUGCCCCCUUCGUCCUUUGACGAACGUAAAAAUUACAUGGAACAGCUUGCUAAAUCGCCUCCUGAUAAGAAACACUGGGAAGCUGGUGGUAACUGCAACAUGGCUAUAGCAGCAGCAAGAUUGGGACUUCGUUGCAUUGUGAUUGGUCAUGUUGGGGAUGAAAUAUAUGGAAAAUUUCUCUUGGAUGUUCUUGAAGAUGAGGGGAUUAAUCUGAUAGGGAUGAGAGAAGAUGAUGAUAUAAUCAACAGUUCCAGUAGUGCAUACGAGACACUUUUAUGUUGGGUCUUGGUGGAUCCUUUACAAAGACACGGGUUUUGCAGUCGAGCAGAUUUUAGCAAGGAGCCUGCAUUUACUUGGUUGAGAGCAUUAUCUGAUGAAGUAAAGACGAAUAUACAAAAGUCAAAAGUCCUUUUCUGUAAUGGCUAUGGCUUUGAUGAGCUUCCUGCAAAUCUGAUUACUCAUGCCCUUGAGUAUGCUGUUGAAGUUGGAACAUCAAUCUUUUUUGACCCUGGACCAAAGGGAAAGUCUCUUGCUAUUGGGACACCUGAAGAACGAGAAGCACUUGCUAAGUUGCUGAGGUUUAGUGAUGUUCUUCUUCUAACUUCAGAGGAGGCUGAAUCAAUGACUGGGUUGGAUAACCCAAUAGCAGCUGGAAAGGAGUUGCUAAGUAAAGGAGUCCGGACAAAAUGGGUGAUCAUUAAAAUGGGAUCAAAGGGCUCUAUUUUAAUCACCAAAUCAGGCAUUUCAUGUGUGCCUUCAUUCAAGGUGGAAGUGAUGGACACGGUUGGAUGUGGAGACAGCUUUGUGGCUGCGAUUGCAUUUGGUUACAUACACAAGAUGCCAUUACUUCAUACAUUAACAAUAGCCAAUGCAGUGGGUGCAGCAACAGCCACCGGUUGUGGGGCCGGGAGAAAUGUUGCAAACUUACAAAAAGUCAAGCAGCUCAUCAAGGAGUCAAACCUCAAUGAAGACAAUAGUUUUUGGAACAAAUUACUCGAUCAAAAUUUGAACAAAAAAGAAGACAUCACAAUUCUGUCAAAAACAACUGUGAACAAUGGAUUUUUUAAACAUGUAACCCUUCAAAAGGUGGUUAGUGAGGUUCUUCAUAAGCUUGAGGUUCCAUUAGCAGACAGAAUAUUGUCUUCUUGAAGAAUUCUUAUUGAGUUUUGUGUAUUUUUAAUUGUUUAGAGCAGGAACUGGAAUUGUUAGUCACUCAGAUUUGAUGGUAUCUAUGGGUUUUGGUUGUCGAGCAGUGAAACUAUUGCUUGCUCAUUAUUAUUAUUUUUUUCACACAAGUGAGAUUUUGUUGUUUUUCA